AUGCUCAAAUAUUUACAGGGUACGAUGGCAUCAGCUCUCGGCACUCAGGAGCCAGAAUACGGCCCUGACUCUAUUCAUCCGGUUACAAAUCGAGUGAAUAAGGAGCUGGGACUGGUGUAUCGUUCUACUAAGCCAGAAGACUUCAAUUGGCAGUCGCCCAACUACACCAAUGUUGAAACCCAAACUUUUUACUUUACGGAUUUGGCGACUGGAAAUGUGGGAUUCGCUCAAAUUAUUCACAGUAAUGUGAUGGGUGUCCAUACAACAGCUCAAUUCACCUUCCGCCUUUACAAUAUUAACGAUCCAUCAAAGAAUAUCUGGACAAGUACUAGAUUGGAAAAUUUUAAAAUUGUUGACGGAUUCAAUUUUGAAGCGGAUAACUUGAAGUUUGAAAUGGUGGAUGGCAGAAAUUACAAAUUGAAAUCUUUUGUUUGUGAUGAAUCAAUUGUUGAAUUGGAAGUUGAAAGAUUAACAGAUGGUGUUAUUUUCGGUGAUGACGGAAUGACUUUCUAUGGUGAUGAUAUUAAUCAACCUUGGGGAUCAAUGAGGCAUGUAUUUUGGCCAAAGUGCACUGUUAAUGGUCGUAUUUUGACAAAAAAAUUGGGUGAAGUUAAAAUUACCAAUGGAUAUACUAUGUUUGUUAUGGCUUUGCAAGGUAUGAAACCGCACCAUGCUGCUAAGUCUUGGAACUUCAUGAAUUUUCAAAGUAGCAACUAUGCUGCUGUCCAAAUGGAAUUCACUACACCUAAAUCAUAUGCUAACACCAAGAUCGAUAUUGGAAUUGUUACUGAUAAUGAAAAAAUCUUAUUUGCCACCAUUGAUAAUGAAGUUGUGCAUUUGGAUUCAGAAAUUGAUUCAGUUGGAUGGCCAGUUCCAAAAGCUAUUGAAUUCAACUAUGUUGAUCCAUUAAAUGGUAAUACUAUUGCUAAAGUUACUGGUCCUUUAAAGAACCUUGUUGAACGUGUUGAUGUUAUGGCAGAAAUCCCACAAUUUGUGAAAAACAUCGUAAGUGGAGUUGCUGGUGCCAAGCCUUAUAUCUAUCAAUACAGUAAUGAAUUUGAAAUUGAAAUUUUAGAUAAGGAGAAGGAUUCAAAGAGCGGUAAAGCUGUUGAGGGAAAGGAAAAGGGAAUUGGGUUUACUGAGGUUACCUUCAUCUCAGAAUAA
Messenger RNA from Lodderomyces orthopsilosis Co 90-125, 1164 nucleotides. RefSeq names its product Svf1p (gene SVF1). The transcript has a single exon. The coding region runs from base 1 to 1164 and encodes 387 amino acids. Lineage: Eukaryota; Fungi; Ascomycota; Pichiomycetes; Serinales; Debaryomycetaceae. Gene Ontology annotation, biological process: response to oxidative stress. Gene Ontology annotation, cellular component: cytoplasm. The record is from RefSeq and is a predicted model, not a curated record.